GUAUCUGAUCAAACUAUUUUGACAAAAAGAGUAUAGGUGUAUUGUCUGUCUUGUACUUCCAUAAAUUACACCGUCUAGUCGAAUCCUUCUCUCUCUCUCUCUCUCUUACACGCACACGCACACGCACGCACAGAAAAUAGUGAAAAUGGCAGAAGAAAAGGAGUCCACGUCGUCGAGUUCGCCUCUUCAAGGUCACCAUGUCGAAGAUCCAGAAUAUUCUCCUCCAAACUCUACCAAUUCUUCCACUCGCAAGGCUUGCUAUGCUGUUCUCCAAAGUUGGGUUUCGAAAAAGUUUAUGACUGGAUGUGUGGUUCUCUUUCCCGUGGCUGUCACAUUUUUUAUCACAUGGUGGUUUGUUCAGUUUGUUGAUGGUUUCUUCAGCCCCAUAUAUGAAAGAAUGGGAGUUGAAAUAUUUGGUCUUGGAUUCGUUACGUCAUUAAUUUUCAUAUUCUUUAUUGGCAUAUUUGCUUCAUCAUGGGUGGGUGCCACUGUUUUCUGGUUGGGAGAAUGGUUUAUAAAGCGAAUGCCCUUUAUGAAACACAUAUAUUCAGCAUCCAAACAAAUUAGUGCUGCCAUUUCUCCAGACCAAAAUACCACUGCUUUUAAGGAGGUCGCAAUCAUCCGCCAUCCUCGUGUUGGUGAAUAUGCUUUUGGUUUUAUCACAUCAUCGGUUGUUCUUCAGAGAGAGAAUGGGGAUGAAGAGCUAUGCAGUGUUUAUGUCCCAACAAAUCAUUUGUACAUAGGGGACAUAUUUCUGGUUAAUUCUGAGGAGAUCAUAAGACCAAAUUUGUCUAUUCGAGAAGGCAUAGAGAUCAUUGUCUCAGUAGGAAUGUCAAUGCCGCAGGUGAUUUCUCCUAUAGAGAGGAUCCCACUGAACAGAAUGAUUUAGAAGGAAAAAUUAUCAUCUGGUGGACUGGUGAUUUGUGACUACUAUGUGUCAUUACUUUUGAAGAUGUAUCCAGUUUUCCUUGUUUGUGUUUAAUAAAUACAAAAAGAUAUGUUUACUAAUAUGGGUGGUUAAAUCCAAAGUUCGUCAUUAGGGAAUUAGUUGUGCGGCAUCUAGUACUGAACUGGAGUUCCCAGUUGCAAGUGUUUAAGUCAAAAUACCUUCUGUAUAUCUCUUAAUGUUUUUACCUUUUAUGAUUGUGUAAAAUGAAGUGGAAAUGCUGGAACCUGGUUUAGUUGGGAUACCUUGU
This is a messenger RNA of Ilex paraguariensis (yerba mate), 1196 nucleotides long. The record is from the annotation of a GenBank genome assembly. NCBI's taxonomy places the organism in Eukaryota, Viridiplantae, Streptophyta, Magnoliopsida, Aquifoliales, Aquifoliaceae.